Molecule: messenger RNA, 2879 nt
Organism: Equus quagga
Lineage: Eukaryota; Metazoa; Chordata; Mammalia; Perissodactyla; Equidae
Gene: AMDHD2
Product: amidohydrolase domain containing 2
Exons: 10
Biological process (GO): N-acetylglucosamine catabolic process
Molecular function (GO): N-acetylglucosamine-6-phosphate deacetylase activity
Source: RefSeq, a predicted model, not a curated record
GGGCUGGGCGCUGCUCCGGGGGCGCGGGGUCGGCGGGGCGGGGGCCGGGCACUGCUCCGGCGGGCGCGGGCGCGGGGCGGGGAGCGGAGGCUGGGCAGGCGGUCCGAGUCCCCGCCCCGCGCUGUCCGCAGGGAGGACCUGUGGGUGCGCGAGGGCCGCAUUCUGGACCCGGAGAAGCUGUUUUUUGAGGAGCGGCGCGUGGCCGACGAGCAGCGGGACUGCGGGGGCUGUAUCCUGGCGCCCGGCUUCAUCGACGUGCAGAUCAACGGUGGAUUUGGCGUUGACUUUUCUCAGGCCGCGGAGGACGUGGGUUCGGGGGUCGCCUUGGUGGCCCAGAGGAUCCUAUCUCACGGAGUCACCUCGUUCUGCCCCACCUUGGUCACCUCACCACCCGAGGUUUAUCACAAGGUCCUUCCUCAGAUCCCUGUGAAGAGUGGUGGUCCCCAUGGGGCAGGGGUCCUCGGAGUGCACCUGGAGGGCCCGUUCAUCAGCCGGGAGAAGCGGGGUGCUCACCCCGAGGCCCACCUGCGCUCCUUCGAGGCCAACGCCUUCCAGGACGUGCUGGACACCUAUGGUUCCCUGGACAACGUCUGCAUUGUGACACUGGCCCCUGAGCUGGGUCGCAGCCAUGAGGUGAUCCAGGCGCUGACAGCCCGUGGCAUCUGUGUGUCCCUAGGGCACUCGGUGGCCGAUCUGCGGGCUGCGGAGGAAGCGGUGCAGAGUGGGGCCAGCUUCAUCACCCACCUCUUCAACGCCAUGCUGCCUUUCCACCACCGUGACCCGGGCAUCGUGGGGCUCCUGACCAGUGACCGGCUGCCCCCAGGCCGCCACAUUUUCUACGGGAUGAUCGCCGAUGGCAUGCACACCAACCCUGCUGCCCUGCGCAUCGCCCACCGGGCCCAUCCCCAGGGGCUGGUGCUGGUCACCGAUGCUGUUCCUGCCCUGGGCUUGGGCAAUGGCCGUCACACACUGGGGCAGCAGGAGGUGGAGGUGGAUGGGCUGACGGCCUACGUAGCAGGCACCCACACACUGAGUGGCAGCAUAGCCCCAAUGGACGUCUGCGUCCGGCAUUUCCUGCAGGCCACAGGCUGCAGUGUGGAGUCAGCCCUGGAGGCUGCGUCCCUGCACCCCGCCCAGCUGCUGGGGCUGGAGAAGCGCAAGGGGACCCUGGAUUUCGGGGCCGAUGCAGACUUCGUGGUGCUUGAUGAUUCCCUCCACGUCCGGGCUACCUACAUCUCAGGCGAGCUGGUAUGGCAGGCGGAGGAGGCCAGGCAGUGACUGAGGACCACAACUGGGGAGGACGCCCAGCCCCAGCCGGACACUGUCAGGGCUGGGCCAUCGAGGAGCUGGUCUCCAGGAAGCGAGUGGGAGCCCUGCCUCAGGUGGACGGCCUGGGCCUGCGAGGUGGCUGGCUGGCUGGCUUGGAUAAACGUGCGCCCCACAGGGGCUUGCCUGGUCUCCGAGUUUUGCUUCAAAGCAGGGCUUCUUGCUGUUUCCGCUGUCAUGCUCGUGGGUCUCCUGGGGGGCUCUUCAUUGCUUAGAGUUGAGAGUGGCUGGAUUCCAGCUUAGCCUAGCCUUGUGGGGCCUUGUGGGGCUCCAGUGGAGGUGACAGGGCCCUUCAGUAAGACAAGUGUGUCUGAGGCCUGCAGACCCACAGGCAGACGUGCUGGUUGAAAUGGAUGGAAUGGGGCAGGGGAGCCUGGGCUGUUGGGCUCCCUGGGUAAGCCAGCUUCGAGGCGAGUGGGCUUCAGGGGGCGCUGCUGGCUCUGAAGACAGCCACGAUGUGGGGCUCAGACGGCUGGCCUUGGUGCAGCCCUUCCUCCUUCCUACUGGUGCAGUCCUCGGAGCAGGAGGGCACAGACUGUGUCCCAGGACACCAUUGACUGUAGUUUGGCCACCACUCUUCCUGCGUCUGCUGCGGAGUCCACUAGAGGAAGUGUCUCCAAGCCCAAAGUGACAAAGAUGGUCACAGGUUCCUGUUGUGUUUGAGGGUGAACAACCUGGGGAGAACAACCGAUGAGGCAGGGCUGAGUGGGGGCCUGGGGUAGGGGCACAUGCCCUUGGGGUGCCGGGAUGCGGUGUGCCCAGUGGUGACUGAGCAGCUCCAGCACUGUGCCAGCAUGAGGGAUGUGGCCCAGGGCCCCUGCUAUCUGCCUGCCCCUCCCUGGUGGGGAGGGGGCUGAGGGGCUGUUCAGCUGGUGCCAGGCCACCUAAGUGCUCUCGGAACCUUGCUCUGUUCUGCUACCAAAAAUCCAAAGGGAUUUCUUAUUUGUCACCCCCAUUUCUCAGAUGAGGAAACGGGCACCGAGUCCCAGAGCUGGUGAGCACCAAGGCCAGGGUUUGGCCUGGCCCAGCCAUUUCUGGGGCCUCACUUCCACCCAUCAUCGUGCUGCCUCUCUGGGAGGACCAGGGAGGGGCCAGUCGAGAUGGUGGUCAGCAAGGUUGACGCCAGAGAUAGUAGGAGCCAGCACCAGCGGGGACAGCACUUCAAGCAGAGUGUGCUGCCCCAGAAAGGUGCAGUGGUACAGGCUUAGUGUGGGAGACACAGAUGGCCACCCUGGCUGGAGAGAGGGGACCCAGGGGGCUGGAGAGGGGUCACGCGUGGUGAGCAGGGCCCUGCAGCUGCGUGGAAGUUUGGGUUUUAUUUGAGGUGUGGGGGCAGCUGCUGGAGGGUUUUAUUUUUAAAGUUGUGGUAAAAUGCAUAUAACAUCUACCAUUUUAAGCAUUUUUAAGCUUACAGCUCAGUAGCGUUAAGCACACUCACAUUGCUGUGCAACCAUCACCGCUGUCUUCUGCGGAACUUUUUCCUCACCCCAAUGGAAACCCUGCACCGAAUAAACACGCUCCCAUCGCCUCCCCCAGCCCUGGCGCCCACAGUU